UCAGUCAACAAUUAUUUAUCGCAUUCAAAAUUCAGGGGUUAACUUUGUAUCGUUGACUUAAAAGUGUAUUUUAAGGCGAUGAAAGUACCGAAAAUACCCGAUUGGGUAACCACUCUGUCCCUGGACCAGGCCGUCCAUUCCGUUCUAGAGAGUGGGGACCAGGUGCUGGCAGUCAUGCCCAGCAUCCACCUCAUCCAGUUCCGCAACUGCACUGUGCUCCUGCCCAUUCGCGUGAAGGUUCAGCUGCAGGACUUGACGGUGAAGAGGUUGACCUUUCUGCUGAAGGCGCAACAUGGCAGCGAAUUCCAGGCCAGAGUGAUGAGCCAGUUGAAAAUGUUUGCAAGGGAACACCAGAUGUACCACAUAAUCCUGCCCCAGUUUGAGCAACUCUACAGGGAAGUGGGCAAGCACAUAUCCUUUGGCCCGCGGGCCUUCAAGUUAGACCACAGCAUCGGAGUCCAGUACAUCCUGCUGGAGGAUCUCAAGGCCCAGGGAUACAGGAAUGUGGGGCGACAGGAAGGCUUCAAUUUGAAGUGCCUUAAGGAAGUGCUUAAGAAAUUGGCAGAAUUUCAUGCCGCCUCUGUUGCUUAUGUGGAAAAGAAUGGAGCAUUCAACAAAAUCCUGGCCAACGGAGUCUACACAAAGGCCAACCGUCUGGUCCUACGGGAACUCAACGACCCCGAACCGUUUCUUUUGCAACUGCGACGGUGGCGAAUGGGUGAUCAAUUUCACAAACGAUUCGUGGAGAAGGAGCAGGACCUGGUGGAUCAGUUACUUGAACUCCAUUCCCCCAAAUCCGAGCAGUUCAAUGUGCUGAAUCACUGCGACUGCUGGGUGAAUAACGUCAUGUUCAGGAUUGACGACGUGGGUCAUGUGGAGGACACCGCCCUACUGGAUUACCAACUGGUCAAAUACGGCUCUCCGGCCAAUGAUCUGUACUAUUGCAUUCUGUCAUCUGCUGAGAAGGAAAUCAAGCUAGCCCAGUUCGACAAUAUGGUGCAGUAUUACUUCUACCAUUUACUGGAUAAUCUAAAAGUUCUCAAUUGCCAAAGUACCCUUCCGAAGCUCGAGGAUAUUCGCGAUGCACUUAACAAAAGCGGCCUGGCUGCUUAUGUGGUGGUGACCAGGGCUCUGCCCAUCGCUAUGAUGAAUCAGUUCGAGGACGAGGUCAACGACCGAUACGCAUCCAAAAUGAAGUGCGCCAUGUUUACCAAUCGGAAAUACAUUCAGGCGAUGAAAGAUAUCCUGCCUUGGAUGGAAGAGCGGUCCCUGCUCAAUUAAGGCUAAAUUAAAAUAAGCAAUUUAAAAUAAAAUUAUAGGUUUUAAACGA
Molecule: messenger RNA, 1330 nt
Organism: Drosophila elegans
Lineage: Eukaryota; Metazoa; Arthropoda; Insecta; Diptera; Drosophilidae
Exons: 3
Coding region: 79-1281 (400 amino acids)
Source: RefSeq, a predicted model, not a curated record